Messenger RNA from Hemibagrus wyckioides, 2233 nucleotides. It is a transcript of the gene crbn, whose product is annotated as cereblon. NCBI's taxonomy places the organism in Eukaryota, Metazoa, Chordata, Actinopteri, Siluriformes, Bagridae. The record is from RefSeq and is a predicted model, not a curated record. Gene Ontology annotation, cellular component: Cul4A-RING E3 ubiquitin ligase complex. Gene Ontology annotation, biological process: protein ubiquitination. The transcript is spliced from 11 exons. Bases 85 to 1434 code for a protein of 449 amino acids.
AUUUUCUCCGCUUCUCCUCCGUGACUGCGUCCAGCCUUGCUGCUCGUGUUUCGGGGUUAGUAAUCAUGGUGUAAACACACGGCCAUGGCUGAUGAGAGAGAAGGAGCUGACAACAACAACAUUAACGACGACAUGGGGAACCAGCUGCAGCUCUUACCGGGAAAUGAAGAGGAGGAGGAGGAGGAGGAAGACGACAUGGAGACAGAGGACCGGGACAGCGAGGGAGCGGAAAAGCCGAGCAUCAUCAACUUCGACCCCAGCCUGCCCACUUCACACGCUUACCUGGGUUCAGACAUGGAGGAGUUCCACGGGCGCACUCUUCAUGAUGACGACAGCGUGCAGAAUCUCCCCGUCCUUCCUCACGCCGCACUCAUCCUCAUCCCGGGGCAGACGCUGCCGCUGCAGCUCUUCAGACCGCAGGAGGUCAGCAUGUUCCGCACCCUGGUCAGUCAGGACCGCACCUUCGCCGUGCUCGCACACAGUCCGGAUGUGGGCGGAGGCGAGCUGCAGGCGGAGUUCGGGACGACAGCCGAGAUCUACGCCUUCCGCGAAGAGCAGGAGUACGGCAUCGAGACGGUGAAAAUCAAAGCUAUUGGACGGCAGCGCUUCAAAGUGCACGACAUUCGCACACAGGCAGACGGGAUUCGUCAGGCAAAGGUGCAGAUUUUGCCCGAAAGGAUUUUGCUGGACCCUUUGAGUGCGCUGCAGCUCACAUCCCGCUUAAACAGACGUGUUCCAGAUGCCAGAGCCACGCCAGUGCAGAGCCAAGCACAACGCUGCCACGCCUACAGACGGAGAAAGUUGUAUCCUGCAAGUAUGACCCCAUGGCCUUCCUGGGUUUAUGCCCUGUAUGACUCGGACACUUUAAUGAACAGAGUUAAGAAGCAGCUCCACGAAUGGGACGAGAACCUCAAAGACGAAUCGCUGCCUGCUAAUGCUAUAGAUUUCUCCUACAGGGUGGCAGCAUGUUUGCCGAUAGACGAUGCUCUCAGACUGCAGCUGCUGAGGAUCGGUAGUGCGAUUCAGAGACUCCGCUGUGAGCUGGACAUCAUGGACAGGUGCACGUCUCUGUGCUGUAAACGAUGCCAGGACACCGAGAUCACGACCAAGAACGAGAUCUUCAGUCUGUCUCUGUGUGGUCCGAUGGCAGCUUAUGUGAAUCCUCACGGGUAUGUCCAUGAGACUCUGACCGUCUACAAGGCCAGCAACCUGAACCUGAGCGGCAGACCCUCCACACUGCACAGCUGGUUCCCGGGGUACGCCUGGACCAUCGCACAGUGCCGGACCUGCGGUUCUCACAUGGGCUGGAAGUUCUCCGCCGUGAAAAAGGAUCUGAGUCCUCAGCGAUUCUGGGGUCUGACUCGCUCAGCGCUCUUACCCACAAUCCCUCACAGCGAGGAGGGUGUGGAAGGCUCACGUCUGCUCUGCCUGUGAACUUAGCGCUGCACAAUAUGCACAGAGAAAAUCACAUCACAUCACCCGUCCUCCAUCACACACCACACUCCGAGCGACUGACCGAGGGGCAGGACGGAGAUAUUAAAAAGAAAACCCUGUGGACGAUGAAGGAGGAACAAGUGGACGAAGGAGAGAGAAAGGAAAUGACCCUGGCACUGAGAGAGUUUAUUACAAUCAGGACGUCACACAGCAGCAUAUUAAUCAUCAAAUUCUGUCUUGUUGAUAUAAAUGAUCUGUAAAAGGGGGGCUUUUGUGUGAUGAUCCCUUACUGGCCAAAGCAGGACGGCGCUGUGUGUGUAUAUAUGUGUGUGUAUAGAUGUGUCAGGUGUGGUACCGUGUGCCGCUCUGACUGUAAUUAGAAAUGGACAAAAAAGAAAGAUUGUAUUGUUGACGAAUCAUGUGAGAGAAACGACAUACGAGUAUCUGCUGUAUUUUUCUAUUUUUCGCAUUAUCUGGGUUUUUUCUUCCCGUCUCGUUCGACAGUGACGAUGUUCAUGGACGUGUGCGUGCUUUAAACACUGACGCCAUUCUGUUAAGACGUGUGUGUGUGUAUAGAAAGAUCUGUGUACUUCGGGUUAUCGAGGACUCAUUCAUUUAAAGCGCAUACACACACUUCACACACACACACACACACACACUUCACACACACUCUGUACAGCUUGUGCAUAUUUCAUCAGUCUCACGUCAUGUAGUGCCGCUCACUGGCGUGUUUACAACCGUAAUAUUCCCAGAAUUCCUGCUGAUCAGUACUAAAUACGCUAAUAAAAUCUGGAAUGUG